AUGGAAAAUGUAAUUUCUGCUGUAUCGCAUAUGGGAAAUAAAAAUAGGACUCUUUUGCAAACGAGUUAUGUGUUAGCAAAAAAUGAAAACUUAGAUUUGAACUGUGGUACACGCGUUUUACUGGACUGUGGUUCGAUGCGUAGCUUUACCACGCAAAACAUAGCUAAUAAAUUAAAAUGCAAAGUACUAAGGAAAGAAAAAUUGUCAGUGUACACAUUUCGAAGUAAAACCCCCAUCGAAAAAUUCUACGAUGUCAUCAAACUUACGUUAAUCAACAGAAACUCUCCCGACUCAAAAAUAGAAAUUGAAGUGUUGGUUACCGACGAAAUAUCAGGAUCAAAUAUUCCCCCUCGAGAAGUUGAAGAUUUUAAGGGUAUGAAACACUUAAAAAAUAUGACACUCGCGGAUUUUCCAGAAAGUAAAGAACCCAUUACAAUUUUAAUUGGUGCUGAUUAUUAUUAUAACGUGGUAACGGGAAAUAUUAAACAUUUGAGCAAAGCACUAGUUGCAGUUGAAACAAUUUUCGGUUGGUGUUUACAAGGGAAAAAUAGUGAAAAUAACUUUUCCUUAAUGAUGAAUGUAGUCGUAGAAAAUAGCGCGAUUUCAGAACAAAUUCAGAAGUUUUGGGACUUAGAAACUUCAGGUCUUAUUGAUUCAAAGCAAGAUGCUGAUCCAACAGAAAAUGACAUCAUGAAACAAUUCGAGUCUCAGAUCAAAUAUGAAAACAAAAGGUAUACAGUGGGGUUACCAUGGAAGUUAGAAAAGCGGGAUUUAAAAGAUAAUUGGAAGAUAGCUGAAGAGAGAUUUUCUAGGCUUAGAAAAAGAUUUUAUAGAAACCCGAGUUGUCCAAAUUUAUGCUCUGAAAUAUUUGAUAUUUUAUUGAGAUUUCGCUUUCAGCCCAUUGCUUAUACCACGGACAUGAAACAAGCAUUUUUGCAAAUUUCGCUCAACGAAGAAGAUAGAGAUGUUACUCGUUUUUUCUUUACCGAUGACCCCUCGAACGAAUCUAUUGCACCCCAGGUUUAUAAAUUUACUCGCGUUCUAUUCGGCAUCAGUAGCAGUCCGUUUUUAUUGGCAGGAACUUUGAAAUAUCAAUUGAAACAGUAUACUGAAAAAUAUCCGGUGACUACAAAAUUUUUAAAUGACAAUAUUUAUGUCGAUGACAUCAUCGGUAGUCAUGCAUCUGUAGAUGAAGCCUUAUCUCAUACAUUAGAGUCCAUAUCAAUUUUCGAAGAUGCUAGUUUGUCACUACACAAGUGGCGCACUAAUUCGAAGACCCUCCUCGAAUUGUGGAAAAAACAUGGAGUGAUUUCGAGUGAUUAUGCCGAACCCCUCAAAGAAGAAAAUAUGACUUACAAAGUCUUAGGUAUACCAUGGGACAACUUAAAGGACAUUCUUUAUUUUGAUGUUGGAGAUCUAGUCAAAUUUGUUUCUAGAGGAACUGACAUUAAACGAUACGUGCUCCAGGUCUUAGGACACAUCUUUGAUCCUAUCGGAAUUUUAGGUCCUUUUAUAGUUAACCCUUCAGAUACCUUGUCGAGGAGAGCAAAAGUUUCUAAACUGCUAGAAGAUCCAACCUGGCUGACAGGACCGCAGUGGCUAAAAAAUUCUCCAGAAUACUGGCCGAAGCCAGAAAAUGAUGAAGCAAUAAAUACAGAAUAA
Messenger RNA from Uloborus diversus, 1662 nucleotides. RefSeq lists its product as uncharacterized. The transcript has 3 exons. The record is from RefSeq and is a predicted model, not a curated record. Lineage: Eukaryota; Metazoa; Arthropoda; Arachnida; Araneae; Uloboridae. The coding region runs from base 1 to 1662 and encodes 553 amino acids.